AUGAAGGAAAACAGCAACAGUCAGAUGGAGUGGAGAGUUAAGUUGGGUUGUGGGAAUAGAAUUAGAUUUUGGCAAGAUUGUUGGGUUGGUGAAGAUCUGUUGAUGAAUCGUUUUAGUGGCCUUUAUGUUAUUUCCAGAAAUCAACAUGACUUGGUCUUUUGCAUGUUUGAUUUGGAUCUUAAUUGCUUUAGCAGCUCUAAGUUUGUGUGGAAGAGAAGGUUAAGAAUUGGGGAGCAGCAGCUUUUUGACGAUCUUCUGCAGCUGUUGGAGUCGAUGCGCUGCUACCCAAGGCCGGAUCGUUUUAUGUGGGUAAAUUCUGAACUGUUCACACCGUCGGGGUUCAGAAAACAGAUGGGGUCUUCGUUGGCUAUUGUUCAUAGUCGGGCUGAUCUCAUGGGUCGAGUGUGGAAGACCGCAAUUCCCCCUCGAAUUCAAUUCUUCUUUUGGCUUCUUGCUAGAGAUCGUAUUUCUUCAAAAGCUAAUUUAUUAAGGAUUGGGAUGUUAUCGCGGAAUCAAUCACUUUGCUCUUUAUGCUUACUAGAGGAGACUAGUAUGCAUAUCAUUCUUCAUUGUCAGUAUGCUUGGAGUGCUUGGUCUUUCAUUUUGGAAUUAGCUAAUAUUGCUUGGGUAGUUCCUGCUUCUCUUGACGAUUUCUUUUUUCAAUGGUACUUUAUUGUUAAAAAGAAAUAUCGUUCUCUUUGGCAACUGAUUUGGUUCUUCACCAUCUGGGAGUUUUGGAAGGCGAGGAACAGGAAGCUUUUUCAGGACGAGUUAUUGGAUUUCAAGUCUCUUGUUUACAGCAGCAUUUGCAAGGCAGUGGAGUUUUACAAAUCUCACAAUAAAGGUUUUAGUUACUCGGGUAAUGAUGUUUUUAGAAGUCUUGACUAUUUCUGUAACAAUUCUAUUAGUUUGUAA
This is a messenger RNA of Mercurialis annua (annual mercury), 915 nucleotides long. RefSeq lists its product as uncharacterized. NCBI's taxonomy places the organism in Eukaryota, Viridiplantae, Streptophyta, Magnoliopsida, Malpighiales, Euphorbiaceae. Bases 1 to 915 code for a protein of 304 amino acids. The transcript is spliced from 2 exons. The record is from RefSeq and is a predicted model, not a curated record.